GGGAACAGUAACAACAACAACGGGAACCGCGCCGGCAACGGGAAGCACAACGGCGGACAAGUCGUCGGUAGUUACGGUGGAGGAGGAGGAGGAGGAGGAGGAGGUGAAGGUCAAUCGUCGAGGAGACAAGAGCAACAUCAGCAACGAGGAUCGGUAGGAAGGGAGCAUCGGGAUCAUCGGCAUCAUCACCAUCACCAUCAUCACCACCAUCAUCAUCAUCACCACCACCAUCACCAUCAGGGUCGGGACAGGUCCUCGUCGUCGUCGUCGUCGUCGUCGUCAUCGGGACAGCAGCGCGACUCUAAAGCAAGCACGGUGGCUGCAAACACCGAUGAGCUGGACCCGGCCGCGACGAAUGCGACCAACAAUUUCGAAUACGACGACAACGAAUGGGACAUCGGUAUAGGAGAUUUGAUAAUCGAUCUUGAUGCGGACAUAGAGAAGACGAGGGACGAGAAAUUGAGCUCAGGGACAGGCAUGGCUUCUACGCCUGCCUCGGCAGCAUCGACUUCGAAUACCCCAAAUCAUCACCACCACCACCAUCAUCAUCAUCAUCAGCUUCAAAGCUCCUCGAACGGCUUGACCUCCUCCGGACUGUCUUCGUCCGUGGUCGCGUCAACAGGGCCGAACGGUUGCGGGCAAUCCUCCUCGUCGUCGUCGUCUUCGUCUUCUUCGUCCUCCUCUUCGUCGUCGUCGUCGGCGUCGUCCUCCUCGGUGUCCUCGUCCUCGUCCGCGUCUUCGUCUUCCUCGUUGCCGACCUCGGUGUCGUCCGCGUCGUCUUCCUGCGGUCUGAACUCGUCCGGACGGUCCAACAGCCCCGGUAACGGGAACGGGAGCAUCGUAAGCGGCAUCGGCGGGAUCGGCGGGAACGGUGCCGGUAGCGCGAACGGUUCCGCCUCGAUCGUACCCGGGACGGGUGGCAAGCAGAUAAACGCCGUCGCGAGCGGCGUGAACGCCGCGCACGGUAAUCCAGGGAAUCCCGGCAAGAUGGCCGUUGAACAUUCGGCCACCGUCGACAAGGGCCUCAAGAUGAAGAUCAAGCGCACGAAGCCGGGCACCAAGAGCAGCGAGGCGAAACACGAGAUCGUGAAAUCGAACGAAAUGAACGGAACAGUGUCCUCGCAGGACUCGGCCGCCGGGGGUGGCCCCGUGCCGUCCUCCGGCGGCUCCUCGUCCUCGGCCGGCUCGAGCGGCUCGUCGGCCGGAUCGGCGAUCGGACAGAACGCUCAGAACUCGGACUGCGCCACGGGACUCGGCGGCAACGGUGCCGGUGGUGGUGUUGGUGGUGGUGUCGUUGGUAUCGGUGUCGGUGUUGGC
Molecule: messenger RNA, 1317 nt
Organism: Nomia melanderi (Alkali bee)
Lineage: Eukaryota; Metazoa; Arthropoda; Insecta; Hymenoptera; Halictidae
Source: RefSeq, a predicted model, not a curated record